Messenger RNA from Ceutorhynchus assimilis (cabbage seed weevil), 3729 nucleotides. The record is from the annotation of a GenBank genome assembly. Lineage: Eukaryota; Metazoa; Arthropoda; Insecta; Coleoptera; Curculionidae.
GUUAUUUUUUCAAUCGGCGACCGAACUUGCGUUGCCAGUAACCGGAAUUUUCAGUAGUAACCACUUGUCACCCGAUUCGGUUCCUUUGGUUAACGUUUGGUUAUAUUCGUACCAUGGCCUCCAUGAACAAAUGAACACUCCUUUCGAAGAAGAAUUCAAUUUGGCCCGGCCCAUAACCUAAUGAAUGUCCUUUAUUUGACAUUUCUAAUCAAAACAAAAAUCAAAAAUAGAAUUUGAAUUUUUAUCCACAUAACAAAAUGCAUUUUUUCAAUUAUUAAUUAUUUAUUGUUUACUCAAUUAUUUGGGAAUAUGGCAAAGGAAAAGUAAAACGUAAUCGAAUAAUCAUUAUCUAGUCAAAUUCAAAUUUCAGUUAUGACUUCCCAAAGUAAUUGUUUGGAUGAUUUGAAUUUUGAUCAAUUUAUCAAGACUGCAAAUUAUGAAGAGACUGUUAGGCAACUGGAUAUUUAUUAUGGAAUGGUAAAAAGACAGCUGUUGAGAUACCAGAGCCAUAUUACCGGUUUGUUUCCUGUUUUAUCAGUUGACACUGAAAUUGGAAGUGUUCGAGAAAGUGUAUAUUGUGCUGCUGCAGUUUGGGGAUUGUAUCAGGCCUACAGGAGAAUCGAUGACGACAGAGGAAAGUCAUACGAACUAGGACAAUCGACUGUAAAAUGCAUGAGAGGGAUUUUAGAAUGCUGGAUGAAACAAGCCUUUCGCGUGGAGUUGUUCAAAAAGAACCAAUGCGCAGCUCACGCUUUGCACGUAAAAUUCCAUCUCACGACUGGAAACGAAGUGUUCUCAGACGACGAGUACAACCAUUUGCAAAUUGAUGUCAUAUCCAUCUAUCUAUUGUUUUUAGUACAAAUGAUUUCUUCUGGGUUACAGAUAAUUUAUACACAGGAUGAAGUAGCUUUUGUUCAAAAUCUAGUUUACUAUGUUGAAAGAGCGUAUAGAACUCCAGAUUUUGGAAUGUGGGAAAGAGGAAGCAAGUAUAAUGAUGGCAAUCCUGAGAUUCAUGCUAGUUCGAUCGGGUUAGCAAAGGCUGCUCUUGAAGCUGUUAAUGGUUGUAAUUUGUUUGGUGAAAAGGGCGCUUCUUGGAGUGUGGUUUAUGUGGACAUUGAUGCUCAUAACCGGAAUAGGAGUAUAUUUGAAACUUUGUUACCUAGGGAAUCAUGCUCAAAGGAAGUGGAUGCAUCUCUUUUACCUACAAUAUCUUUUCCCGCUUUUGCAACACAUGAAGACACACUUUAUCAAAGAACUAAGGAUAACAUUGUAAAUCGUUUAAAGGGAGAAUACGGUUUCAAAAGAUUUACAAGAGAUGGGUUCAGAACAGUUUUGGAAGACCAUAGUCAGAAGUACUACAAAAAACAAGAGUUAAAACUCUAUGAAGGGAUCGAGUGUGAAUGGCCCAUAUUUUAUAUUUUUAUGAUUAUUGAUGGUGUUUUCAAAAACUUACCUGAUCAAAUAUCUGAGUAUCAAGAUUUACUGAAAAAGAGGAUUUUUCUGGAUCAUAAUGAAGAUCCUGUAAUACCCAAGUACUACUAUGUCACUCAGGAAAACCUGGAAAAGGAACGCCGAGAACCAGGCACAACCCAUAAAAAGAUGGUUACCGACCAUGGAUUGUUUCUUUGGAACCAAGCCAUGUUCAUUCUGGCCCAGCUGUUAACUGCAGGGUUGUUGCACAUCAACGAGCUGGAUCCUAUUAGAAGAUACUUGCCUUCUUACAAUAGACCUAGAAAAGGAGGAAGGUAUUCUGCGUUUCAGGCAAAACCUUCAAUAGGUACAGCUACAGACCUCGUAGUUCAAAUAGUCCUCAUCGCAGAAUCGAUGCGUUUACAAGCUAUGAUGGCCACUUAUGGUAUUCAAACUCAAACGCCUCACGAAGUUGAACCUGUACAAAUCUGGUCGUCUACACAAUUGGUGAAUGUUUAUCAAAAUUUGGGUGUAAAUAAGAAAUUGAAGUUACAUGGAAGGCCUGAGAGACCUAUUGGUAGUUUAGGUACUAGCAAACUUUACAGAAUUUGUGGCCAAACAGUGCUAUGUUAUCCACUAAUUUUCGAGGUGUCUGAUUUUUAUCUUUAUAGAGAUAUGGCUCUGUUGAUAGACGAUAUAAAAACUGAGCUUCAGUUUGUUGGAAGAUAUUGGCGUUUAUCAGGAAGACCAACAGUAUGCCUUCUUAUAAAAGAAGAGCACAUGAGAGAUCCACAAUUUAAACAAAUGUUAGAUCUUUUGGCAAUGCUUAAAAAAGGUUAUUGUGACAAUGUUAAAGUUAGAAUUGGCCGGUUGCAGAACCUCAUAUCUAGUUCGUGUGUUGAACAUUUGGAUUUUAUGAAUGCCUUGGAAGAUACUACCGAGAAUUUCUCACAUUUUCAACAAUUGGAACAUGAUUAUAUUGGCUAUCAAAGUUUAACAGACGUUCCUAGGGCGCUGCAUUAUAAUGACGAACUACAAGAUUUCUCAGAAUUCAAAACUAAAUCAACCAACGAGAUUAUAGAAACUUUGAGAAACCAAGAAAGUCUCUAUGCCAGAGCACAACUCUACGGAUUUUUACUAAAAAAAGAAGGAAAGCAUUUUAUGGUUAACGAUCGUUCUAUUGAAGAAUGUUUAUCAAGUCUUUACCAUCAAGCCGGUUGUUUAAGACAUUGGGCCGCAGUCAGAUAUGUCAGUAGUCUACUGCAUCACACUGUAGAUUCUAUUAGUCCUUUUAUUACUGCAGUUUUAGUACAUGGGAAACAGCUUACUGUUGGUGUAAUAGGCCAAAAAGAAACAGUAUUCGAUAAACCAAUGACCCCAUCAGAAAUUCAGUCUGUUGUCUAUAGCACCAUACAGCCGUAUGAUGUUAUACAGGCCGUACUCCAACAAGAAGUGACAUUAUAUUGUGGAAGAUUGAUUUCCACUAAUCCUGAACUAUUUAGAGGUAUUUUAAAAAUUCGCGUUGGUUGGGUGCUGGAAGCCAUGAAAUACUACCUACAAAUUAUCAAAAACACAAAGAAGCUGGAAGACCACAGUCCGUUUGAAAUCAGGCUGCUGGUGUACAAAAUUUUGUCAAUUAGAGAAUGGACAUCGCAAGACAACAAACAAUUAACUCCUCUUCAAAAAAGGCAACUGGAAGGCUGCUUGUGCCGAGUACCUCAUACAUUUUACAAUGAGGUCUGGGACGUUAUGCUGCGAACUCCUAAAGGUGUUAUUGUCGAAGGAAACAUUAUUCCUCAGGAACCUACAAUGUCGAAUAUGACGAAAAAUGAAUUGACGUUUUCUUUACUUGUAGAACAAAUGUUAAAUCACAUAAACGUGCCCGAAUACAGACAAUUGGUGGUAGAAUUGCUGACCAUAGUUUCUACAAUUCUAGGGAGAAAUCCAGAAUUGACUUUCAAUCAACCUUUGGAUUUGAGGCAGUUGAUUAAUGAGGCUGCCCAUAUGUAUGCUAAAGACCACAACUUGACAGAAGAAAAAAUAGGCUUUCUAAUGGAAAUUCCUUACAUGCAAUCAACAGGCUACUUAGCGAGGGCCACUGUAAAUACUUUACUUAAAGGCGGUCAAAUUGGUGAAAAUAUGCAAUGUGAAGGUGAAACUGCUUGCAGAGUGCAAUAGUUAUUUUUCUUCCUUUUUAGUGCCAUAGUCAGAUUGUAUUAUAAUAUACUAACUUUUUGUCUAUUGUUUAGUGAAAUUUAUUCUCAAUAUUUAAUGAAAAUACUGUUAGAAGUUGUUGUUAAUAAAAAUAUGUUAAUUUGA